GCGACAUCAGCUGAUGGGAAAUACGCACCAGGUCGUGUAGCAAAACAAAAAAACAACAAAAAAACCCAAACAAACAACUGCGCACAAUUCCCUGCUGUUGUGAAAAUUUGUGAAAAUGUGAGGAGUAGGUGCCAGACGACCUGCCUUCAUUCAUUUCUUAUCUUGGGGUUGAAAGACGCCAGAGCGGUAUAAACCGGGCCAAAUGACGAGCAAUACCGGCGCGGCGAAGAAGAUCCGGACGGAAUACAUGAAGAAGUUUCGGGAUCCGAAAUGGGAGACGUUCUCGAAAUGUUACGAGGACUCGCUAAAAUACAGACUGUCACGACGGCUGAUGGAGCAGACGCACAGACCGCUGUUUGGGGAUGGUUGGGAGAGUGGUACCAAUUCGAGCAGCACAUCCAGCCCCAGGCUGAGAAUUGCAGUAGAAUCGUCGGGUUCAAAACCGCACACGUCUUCCUCCGAGUCGAAGUGCGAAACAGUAGACGUGCACGACUCUUGGGAAACGCAGGUGAACGGGGAGGUGCACACAGAUGCUUCCGCAGUGGAGAAUUCACGUCCAACAGAAAAUGAUCACCAGCACAUGAUUAAUAACGGGUCCUUGGAGCUUGUUGGGCGGCGGGGCCCGAAGAACAGACCCACUCGCUCAGAAACGAACCAGCGCCAGCACGAGCCCGACACCGACGACUCCUCCGGCUCCGCACUGAGGACCCAGAGCCACACCAGGAGCCAGCCACCAGGUGGCGCUAAAGAGGGUGGCCCCCGCCGCGAGAGCAGACGUCCGCUCGUCCGGCACGAGUGGACCGAGAGAAACAUGGGCCUGCGGGAACGGAAGCGGACCAGCAUGAGAACCUCAGUCUCUGCCGCAGAGAUCCACCAGCCUGAGGUCAGUGCCCAGACCCGACGGGACUCUGAAAAAAAUCGCGGCAGGACUUCGGACCGUCGGAGGGCUAGGUCGGCAGACCUGGAGAAGUUGCGGCGGGCGGAGGUCGCGGUGGUGGAUGACUGCUGGAUGACUGAGUACAUGCGGUGCUUCUCGUCCAGGCUGAGGUAGAGGCAUGUGGACCAGAGCUCUGAUCCCUGUGGGACUUUCUGCCUUCCCGGCACAUUAUGACUGAUGUGGACCAAGGGCAAUACCAUGGGUACAAAUCAGAGUAAUACCAAGGGUUACCAGGAAAAUAACCAAGGGUGUUACUGUGGCUGGAAACCUGAGGUUUUGGGCCUCAGGGGCGUUUUGUUUGUGUUGUAGUGAGAUUAAUUGAACUGUGGUUUUGGGCAGUUUUGGCCUCAGUAUAUUGAUGUUGACAGCAGGAGACACAGGACAUAAGGACCCAAGAAUAUGGUUACGUUCACCCAAUGGAUUGUUUUAUAAUAAGAAAUUACGGGUUGCAGGCACAGAUCCCAAACCAGCAUGAGAGGACAUUUUUUACACGAGAGUUAAGUCAGUACAGAUAGCGUACAUGACCUUAUCUCCGUGCCCCAUGCAGACAAUAAUAAUGAAUAUAAAAGAAAUGCAAAGGCAAUAUUUUACUCUUCAUCUCUAUCUGCCAUUUCAGGAUAGCAGUUGUUAACAUUUCCAAAUUAUUCUGUCUCUUUCAAAUUCAUAAAAUCAUAUUAGAGGACCAGUUAUUAAAGGAAUAAUGCACCCAAAGAUGUUAAAUUAGUUUAAAGUGAAUUGGGGAUGAUGAAAUUCAGUAUGAAUGAGUAUGAGCUCAUUAGCAGUAUGCUAAUUAUCUAUUUAGCAUAAUGCUAAAGAGCACUAAUAGCUUGUUUAUUAAUAGCCACAUUAGCAUUUUUGAUGAGCUAUUCCUUUAAGGUUAAAAUGGGACAUAAUGUAUUUCUAAUACUGUAAUUGAUCUGUCUAGUUUUCUUAUAACACUUGAAGAUAGUUUGAUGGUCUGUUCUGUUUACUGUGUUGUCCCUUUUGGUGGAAUUACUUGAAUGUUUUUAAACAUAUUUCUGUUCUGAUUUUCAACUCAAAAGAUGAAAGAAAUUAGCUUAACCUUUAAUAUUUGAGUGGACCAAAGUUGACUCCACUGCACUGUUUGUUGAACUCACCCAUUCUCAGCUGCACUUCUGGAAUUCUAGAGUUCUGGAGUUUUCUCAGGCACAGUUUAAGUUCAUGAAUGUGAUCUGGGUCUACUGCAGGAUUUGAAACUGCCUGUCUUCACUGCGAUGUAGCUAGCUUCACUUGCCAUUGUUUGGCUUAUUCAAGACUGUGGUUUCUUUUUUUUGGGGGGGGGGGGGGGGUUCU
This is a messenger RNA of Electrophorus electricus (electric eel), 2251 nucleotides long. It is a transcript of the gene ccsapa, whose product is annotated as centriole, cilia and spindle-associated protein a. Gene Ontology annotation, biological process: regulation of mitotic spindle assembly. Lineage: Eukaryota; Metazoa; Chordata; Actinopteri; Gymnotiformes; Gymnotidae. Gene Ontology annotation, molecular function: microtubule binding. The record is from RefSeq and is a predicted model, not a curated record. Gene Ontology annotation, cellular component: centriole; spindle; ciliary transition zone.